CCAAAACUUCCCAUCCACAACAACACAACCAUGCUCCAACCGCGAAUAUCAUCGUCCCUCCGCCGGGCCCUCCUUAAUCCCACCUCCCAAUCUCGCCUCUCUCACCAACAAUCUCCUCAUAUCCACCGCUCACUUCUCCUCCUCCGCAAUCGUCCACACGCGCAACCUUUCACCUCCGCACCCGCCCUCCGCACCUCCAACACCCCUCCCCCCGCCUCCCAACAAGAAAAACCCAAUGACCCCAAAAAAGAAACCUUCAUCCCCCGGCCCCUCGGCCGCCCAAUCGGUUUCGCGACCCCGCCUCUCCCCGGCCAAAACACGGGCACCUCGACCCCGCAACCCAAAGAAUACAAAUCCAUGACGCGCUCCGAACGCAACAUGGCGAAGCGCAUGGACCUGGUCGAGAAAUUCGGCACAAACUACUUCCGGGAUUUCAAGAACAUCCGCAAAUACCGCAGCGGCAAGACGUUUAUGGCGAAUGCGCGCAUCUUCAAACGGGAGGCUGCGCUGUACUUUCCGAAUCUGCGGGGUGCGACGUUGGAGGGGGGAGUGGCGGAUACGACGAGCGUGUUGGCGGGGAAGGCGAGCGUGGUCAAGGUGUAUAGUUCGCAUUGGGGCGAGAUCCAGGUGGGCACUUUUACGUCCCGGGAGGCGAAUCCGGGGCUUCAUGCGCUGUUGGAGGAGCAUGGGGAUAAGGCGCAGAUGGUGGAUGUGAAUAUCGAGGAGAAUGCUAUGAAGGCGGUGCUGUUGAGGGUGUUUCGGUAUUCGCUGAGGCGGCAGAGGAAGAAGGAGGAUUGGGGCAAGUACUUCGUGGUAAGGAAGGGGGUGACGGAGAGGAUCAGGGAGACGAUUGGGUUGUUGAAUGGGAGGGUUGGUUAUGUUUAUCUGCUGGACCGGGACUGUAAGAUUCGGUGGGCGGGGAGUGCGGAUGCGGAGGGGACAGAGGUGGAUGAUUUGACGAGGGGUUUUGCGAAGUUGAUUAAGGAGGAUGCGCAGGAGGGGAAGGAGGUCAAGGUGGAUUCGUUGGCUGGAAGCGAAAAUGGCGAGGAGAAGACGGCUGAGGCGGACAAGCCUCUACCUGUCCCAGUACCUGUUGCUUUCUAA
This is a messenger RNA of Periconia digitata, 1104 nucleotides long. NCBI's taxonomy places the organism in Eukaryota, Fungi, Ascomycota, Dothideomycetes, Pleosporales, Periconiaceae. The record is from the annotation of a GenBank genome assembly.